UAAAUUUAUGUGUUUAAGCCGUUUAAGUAUAUUUUAUAGUUUUUACAAGGGAGGCAAAUGCAUUUGUUUUGCUUUAUCUAACAUGAAUGAACGUUAUUUUUUUGUGAGAAAAGCACAUCCAAAACACAUGAGUAACAGAAAAGGUGCGUCUCAUUUUACGAAUUCGAGCGAUGAGAGCUUUCUAGCGUGGAAAAAACACAAUGGAACUCAGGUGAAAGUGAAACUAAGGAUAAAGUGUCCGAACACAGAGAAAAACUCCUGGUGAAGCAACUGAGAUCCCCCUCAUACAGUGUUAUCAAGAUGGCGUUUAUUAAAGUGGAGAGUGAAGAAAUGAAGGUUGAAGAAAUAAUCAUAGUGAAACAAGAAGAUACUGAGGAACAAAUGGACCUGAUGGCAUUGAAAGAGGAGACUGAGGUACUGAAUGAAAUGGAAGAGAAAAAUCAGUAUGAGAAACAUCAUGAUUUCAUUACUGGAAAUAAAGAAUCCACAAUGACUGAAAAGACUUCCGCACGAAAAAGAGGUCAGAAGUCCGAAUCUAACAGUUUCUUUAAAUGCUUCCAGUGUGGAAAGAAUUUAAAUUCAAAACAAAACCUUGAAGUCCACAUGAGAAUUCACACUGGAGAGAAGCCUUUCACCUGCCAACAGUGUGGAAAAAGUUUCACUCAAAACCAAAACCUUAAAGCCCACAUGAGAGUUCACACCGGAGAGAAGCCUUACACUUGCACUCAAUGUGGACAGAGUUUUACACAUAAAGGAAACCUAAAUGCCCACAUGAGAAUUCACACUGGAGAGAACCCUUUUACCUGCAAUGUGUGUCUAAAGAGCUUUUCACGAAAAGAAAGUCUUAAUACUCACAUGAACAUUCACACUGGAGAGAAGCCUUGCAUAUGUAAUCAGUGUGGAAAGAGAUUCAGUUGUAAAGAAACCCUUCAAUGCCACAUGAGGAUUCACUCAGGAGAGUAUUGUUUUAUAUGUCCUCAAUGUGGAAAGAGUUUCAGUCAUAAAAGAAGCCUAAGCACUCACAUUAGACUUCACAGUGGAGAGAAGCCUUUCAUCUGCCCUCAUUGUGGAAAGAGUUUCACACUUAAAGGAAAUCUUCAGACUCACAUGAGGCUUCACACUGGAGAGAAGCCUUUCAAAUGUCUUCAGUGCGAGAAGAGAUACACAUAUCAAAGGGACCUGAAAAUUCAUUUGAAAACUCACGGAAUUGUGAAAUUCUGAAUGUGAUGAGGCUUUGAGACUUUCUGUUUUCUUCAUGUACACAUAACACUACUGACUCCCUCUAAUUUCGUUUGUACACCGAUCAGGCAUAACAUUAUGACCACCUUCCUAAUCUUGUGUUGGUCCCCGUUUUGCUGCCAAAACAGCCCUGACCCGUCGAGGCAUGGACUCCACUAGACCCCUGAAGGUGUGUUAUAUAUAUAAUGUAUACUGUUUUUUACAAAAACUUUCAGAAGCACAAACAUUUAAUGUUGCUUUGUAUGAAAAAGAACACCUACAGAAUCUAUAAAUAAAGUGUUUACUGUUCUGAGCUUAAAAAA
Messenger RNA from Megalobrama amblycephala (Wuchang bream), 1541 nucleotides. Its product is annotated as gastrula zinc finger protein XlCGF8.2DB-like. The record is from RefSeq and is a predicted model, not a curated record. The transcript has 3 exons. Lineage: Eukaryota; Metazoa; Chordata; Actinopteri; Cypriniformes; Xenocyprididae. Gene Ontology annotation, molecular function: DNA-binding transcription factor activity; RNA polymerase II cis-regulatory region sequence-specific DNA binding. Bases 301 to 1221 code for a protein of 306 amino acids. Gene Ontology annotation, biological process: regulation of transcription by RNA polymerase II.